Cercospora beticola is the source of this 810-nucleotide messenger RNA. RefSeq lists its product as uncharacterized. The record is from RefSeq and is a predicted model, not a curated record. NCBI's taxonomy places the organism in Eukaryota, Fungi, Ascomycota, Dothideomycetes, Mycosphaerellales, Mycosphaerellaceae. Gene Ontology annotation, molecular function: oxidoreductase activity, acting on the CH-OH group of donors, NAD or NADP as acceptor.
AUGGCUUCAGCACCAGCAGCUCCCAUCGUCAACCCUGCUGAAUUAUUCUCCUUGGCAGGUAAGACAGCGAUCGUGACAGGCGGAACGGGUGGUCUAGGCACGGCGAUGACCAUGGCUCUUGCUUCCGGAGGAGCUGAUAUUGUAUCAAUCGAGCUGGCUGGCGAUCCAGGCGCUGAGAAUCUCAAGACGUCCGUCGAAGCAGCAGGCCGCAACCUCAAGCAAUAUCGCUGCGAUGUCAAAGAUUCCAAGCAACUUCGAGCCUGCUAUGAGAAGAUCUGGGCAGAUGGAAUCAAAGCCGACAUCCUACUCAACUGUGCUGGAAUCCAGAGAAGAGCGGAAGCUGAAGAUUUUACCGAUGAGCAGAUCGAAGACGUGUUGGACAUUAACUUGAAGGCGACACUUGUGAGCUGUCAAGAAUUUGCGAAACCCUUGUUGAAAGAAGGUCGACCGGGCAAGAUCAUCAAUAUCGCCAGUAUCAUUUCUUUCAUCGGCGGAAAGAAUAUCACUCCGUAUGCUGCCUCAAAAGGGGGCGUGAUGCAGCUCUCGAAAGCUUUCAGCAACGAGUGGGCGAGCAAGGGCAUUAAUGUGAACUCGAUUCAUCCUGGAUACUUUACUACGCCAUUGACUGAGCAGUACCAGACUGAUCCAAAGUAUAAAGCUUUCAAUGAUUAUGUCAUAAUGCGAACACCAAUGAAACGCUGGGGCAAUCCAGUCGACUUAUCCGGUGCUGUGAUCUUUUUGGCAAGUGGAGCGUCCGAUUUCGUAUCAGGAACAGGCAUCACAGUCGAUGGUGGUUGGACAGGACAUUAA